UUGGCUUCAAACGACCCAAACAAUCCUGUUGAUUAUUUUCAGAGAGGGACAAUCAUUGACAACACGGGCGUAUAUGUGAUUCAUCCUUUUCCUGACAGGCACGCCCACCGAGCCAAAAGAGGCACUGAGAACGAAAAUGGGGUUCAUGUUGUUUUCAAACGGGAAGCUGUGGUGCCAGUCACGGAUUUCUGUGGUCUAGACAAUGUCGUGACGGAAGAGCAGCUAACUGAAGAUGAUUCAGCCAUUUUCGAGGAUGUUUUUGUAACUGGGCAACGGCUACAGCAAAUGAGUGAUUUAGUGGUAGAGCUGGCCGUCUUCGUCGACGAAACCCUUUGGAGGCACUUCAGCAGCAAGUACGGGAACCAGGCGCAUACAAAGUUGCAAGAUUACAUGCUGACCCUGUUGAACAACAUCCAAAUCAUGUACUAUCAACCGUCGGCAUCGCCGCCAUUGACGUUUCGAGUCAUUCGCUAUGAAGUUCUGACGAGUCAACCGAGUUCCAUAGCCGGCAGUACCCACAACCACGGCAACGCGCAAAUGUACCUGGAUCGCUUCUGCCGCUACCAGCGCAACCUGGGCAUCCGCGAUUGGGACCACGCCAUCAUGCUCACGGGCUACGACAUCCACCGUGGAGCCGGAUCGCGAUCCAUUUCUGGAAUCGCACGACUCGACGGGAUGUGCGAUCCGUGGAACACCUGCACGCUGGCCGAAGGCCUCGACUUCACGUCGGCAUUCAUUGGCACGCAUGAACUGGGUCAUAGGUGA
This is a messenger RNA of Cylicostephanus goldi, 765 nucleotides long. The record is from the annotation of a GenBank genome assembly. NCBI's taxonomy places the organism in Eukaryota, Metazoa, Nematoda, Chromadorea, Rhabditida, Strongylidae.